Micropterus salmoides (largemouth bass) is the source of this 2027-nucleotide messenger RNA. Its product is annotated as activator of 90 kDa heat shock protein ATPase homolog 1-like. The record is from RefSeq and is a predicted model, not a curated record. Gene Ontology annotation, biological process: protein folding; positive regulation of ATP-dependent activity. The transcript has 9 exons. Gene Ontology annotation, molecular function: protein-folding chaperone binding; ATPase activator activity. The coding region runs from base 166 to 1185 and encodes 339 amino acids. Lineage: Eukaryota; Metazoa; Chordata; Actinopteri; Centrarchiformes; Centrarchidae. Gene Ontology annotation, cellular component: cytosol.
GUGACUCGGCGCAUAAACGCAGGAGCACCGCUAGAGCUCCAGCAGCAGGAGCUACGAGAGGCUUCUAGAAACAACGUGCAGCGGGCAGACGCCGGCAAACAAAACCUGCUCUCCGCACACAGCGUUACACAUUAAAGCUUUUUAAAAAAACAUUUAGCUGGUCAGAUGGCGAAGUGGGGAGAAGGAGACCCUCGUUGGAUUGUAGAGGAGAGAGCUGAUGCGACGAAUGUCAACAACUGGCACUGGACUGAACGAGAUGCAACAAACUGGUCGUCGGACAAAUUGAAAUCCCUGGUCCUUGGAGUGAGCGUGGAGAACGAAGAGGGGAGCUGCGAGGUGACAGAAGUCAGCAAGUUGGAAGGAGAGGCCUCGAUUAACAACCGCAAAGGGAAACUUAUUUUCUUUUAUGAAUGGAACCUGAAAGCAGAUUGGACCGGAAAGUCGAAAGCAGGAGUCAAAUAUAAAGGAACAAUUGAAGUUCCAAACCUUUCUGAUGAGAACGACAUGGAGGAUCUUGAUAUUUCUGUGUCGUUGAAUAAAGAUGAACCUGAUACGCCACUGGUCAACCUUAUGAAGACAAAAGGAGCAGAGAAAAUCCGUGAAGCCCUAGGGAGCUACGUUGGGUUCUUAAAAACAGAAUUCACCCAGGGAAUGAUCCUGCCUACAGCCAACGGUGUGACCAAGCUACAGUCCCCAUCACAGUCCAAAGCCAAGCAGGAUAAAACUCAGAUUUCCUCCUCAAGCAGCAAAGCUGUUCCAGUCAACACCGGCGUCAAGAUCCCCACCUGUAAAUUCAGCAUGAAAGAAACAUUCCUCACCUCACCAGCUGAUCUCUACAGGGUCUUCCUCAACCAGGAGAUGGUCCAGGCGUUCACACAUGCUCCAGCAAUAGUGGACGGAGAGAAGGGUGGAAAGUUUCGUCUGCUAGACGGAAAUGUUUUUGGUGAAUUCACAGAGCUGGUACCUGAUGAGAAAAUAGUUAUGAAGUGGAGGUAUAACAACUGGCCCUGUGAGCAUUACGCCACAAUCACGAUGACGUUGUCGGACCGGAGCAACGAGACUGUGCUGAAUGUGGAGUGUCGAGGCGUCCCGGACAACGAGGAGGAGCGGACGAAAGAAGGCUGGAAGAGAUACUACUUCGAAGCUAUUAAACAGACUUUUGGCUACGGAGCGCGGCUCUUCUGAAGAUGGUGUAGUGUAGUACUGUUUUCAUUUCUCGUCUGAAUUUUUAAACUUGUUGUCCUUCGAUCUGUCAGGCACAAGAUGUCCCAUUGCAAACUCAUAACGAGUUAAGAAAGAGAUGAACUAGGGGAGGCCAGUCUGUCUCUGUGUGUAACGUUUUAAUUUCUGAACAUAUUUAAAUCUAGAUUUUUCCCUGUCAGUAUUGAGUCGGUUGUUCAAAGGUGUAAAUGGACUGUGCCUUUGGGACUCUCGAUGGAAAAUCGGUUGAAUAAAGCAAAAGAAUCCAUUGAACCACUAAUGUAAAUUGGCCUCCACUUCUAUAAAUAUGUAAUUACUGCAAGAGUUAAAAUAAAGGUUGUUUUUCUUUUAUUUGAGAACAUAUUAUGUUGCUUUUAAAAAAGAUUUGUUUUUUUUACUUACUUUACUCUUUUAAAGUGUAACUAGUGAAGAUGCAUGUUUCUUUUCAAACUGCCAGACGGAGGAAUGACUACUGGACUGGAUUUAAACUUUACUCGUGAAGUCUGUCGCUUAUCGCUAAGCAGAACUGUACUUUCAGUUGUUUCAUUGAGAGUUGAUUUAAUGCACAUUGAGCUCCCAGCGUCUGUCUGUGUGAUCAGAUCAGCUCGGACCUUCAAGCAGGAAUGUUGGCACAAAUGUUGAAACAUGAAAAAGGUUUUCAUUCCUUAUGCGGGUAGCUAGGGUAGCAAGCUAAGAGACGUUUUUGCUAUAUUUGGCUUCAAAAUGUAAAAGUUUUCAAAACAAAAUUCAUCUAUUUAUUCAUCAUUUCAUCCCUUCACGAUGUAAAAAGAUUAGCUGGUGUGAAUAAACCAAUCCCUGUACACUCU